CGGGUCGGGUUGUCAUUUUCUUCCACCCACCGACUGGUUCACCCGAUUCCUUCCUUUCUCCUUCCUUGCCGAUGCAUCUUCCAUCUUCAUGAUUCUCAGAUCAUUAAUUAUGGUUAUGGAUGAUUGACACCCCACCACCCACCACCCACCACCCACCACACCGCACCACACAAACUACUGUACUCGCGCUGCCACGCAAAUUGAAAGCCGCUGGGAGAAGGUUAGAGGAGACCCAUCACUGACUUCUUCACUUUCUCUCUCUCAAUGGAGAGGGAGUCAAUUUCUUCUUCGGAUGAAGAAGAAGAUCGGCAAAAUUUGAUUGAUCAGAACGACACGAAGCUGCCCAUCCAUCGCUCCGCCUUCGACAUUGACGAUUUUGGCGCUGGGAUUGCUCGCCGUUUCUCCUUCUGGUCUGGAUUAAACUUUGGUUUCAACUACAGAAGGUACCUUCUACUCGCCAUCUGCAUCCCGCUUUUAAUUGUCGUCCUUUAUUUCUCUCUGGACAUUGGGAGUUUGUUUCGUUCUGAUGGUGUUUGGAGCGUCGAUUCGGUCGGCAGUCGGAUGCGAGAAUCCGAGUUGCAAGCAUUGUAUUUGUUAAGGCAGCAGCAAUUAGGGCUUUUUAGUCUCUGGAACCGUACUACUGUUGUUGAUAAUCUGGCAUCAUUUCAUUCGAAUUCUUCUAGCGUCAUUCCUCCUGUCAAUUCCACUUCUAACAACCCCAAUUCGAGUUCUGCGUUAGGGAGGCAAGAUCUCCCGCUGCUUGAAGAUAUCAAGGCUGCGUUGCUCAAGCAGAUUUCAUUAAAUAAACAGAUUGAACAGGCUUUGUUGUCUUCCCAUCGAUCUGGAAACUCCUCGCAGUUGGCCGAUGAAUAUGUCAAAUCUGGUUUGGCUGCGCCUUAUGGUUACAAUAGAUGCCCAAAGGUGAAUGACAAGUUCUCGGAAAGAAGAACUGUAGAAUGGAAACCAAAAUCAAAUAAGUUCCUGUUUGCAAUUUGCUUGUCCGGGCAGAUGUCAAACCAUUUGAUUUGUUUAGAGAAGCACAUGUUCUUUGCAGCCCUUCUCGACCGCAUUUUAGUCAUUCCCAGCUCCAAAGUUGAUUAUCAGUACAACCGGGUGCUGGAUAUUGAUCACAUUAACAAAUGCUUGGGAAGACAGGUUGUCAUGCCAUUUGAAGAAUUUUCUGAAACUAGGAAGAACCAUGUGCACAUAGAUAGAUUCCUGUGUUAUUUCUCAUCACCAGCACCUUGUUUUGUGGAUGAAGAACAUGUUAAGAAGUUGAAAUCAUUGGGGAUUUCAAUGGGUAAGCUUCACUCUGUCUGGAAUGAGGACACUAAGAAGCCAAGUAAAAGGACGGUUGAAGAUGUUCGUUCAAAAUUUUCUUCUAAUGAUGAUGUUAUUGCAAUUGGAGAUGUGUUCUUUGCUGAUGUUGAACGAGAGUGGGUGAUGCAACCGGGUGGUCCUCUUGCUCACAAAUGCAGGACCUUGAUUGAACCAAGUCGCCUAAUUAUGCUAACUGCCCAGCGUUUUAUUCAGACUUUCUUGGGAAAUAAUUUUAUAGCCCUUCAUUUCCGGAGACAUGGAUUUUUGAAGUUUUGCAAUGCUAAAAGCCCAAGUUGCUUUUUCCCUAUUCCUCAAGCUGCGGACUGCAUUAGUCAGGUGGUUGAAAGGGCCAACACGCCAGUCAUAUAUCUUUCCACAGAUGCAGCAGAAAGUGAAACCAAUUUAUUGCAAUCACUAAUUAUGUUGAAAGGAAAAUAUGUUCCACUUGUUAAACGGCCAGCUCGUAAUUCAGCUGAAAAAUGGGAUGCUUUGCUCUACAGACAUGGCCUUGAGCAAGAUUCCCAGGUGGAAGCCAUGCUGGAUAAAACAAUCUGUGCGAUGUCUAGUGUGUUUAUUGGAUCUUCUGGAUCCACUUUCACAGAGGACAUUCUGAGGCUUCGGAAGGACUGGGGAUGGGCAUCGCUCUGUGAUGAAUACAUUUGCCAAGGUGAACUGCCAAACUUCAUUGCAGGGAAUGAAUGAUGUCCAGAGGUUAGUUGUGUCCCUUGUUGCACCACUCUCGACUGCCUUCUUUGAUUCAUCUUUGCUCCAUGUAAUUGCCCAUUGCUGAAGAUGGUUUCGCCCAAGUGUGUGAAUGUUGUUGACAUAUGUUGUAGCAUAUGAUAAUAGAAUUGGCAUGUCGGGCUUAUUUUUUGUAUUAUUAUUAUUUUAUUUUUUCAGGACAUGGUGUAUUCACCUUGUGCUUGUGAGUUUAGCCUAUCGUGUAUAUACCCUUCUCUCUCUCUCUCUCUCUCUCUCUCUCUCUCUCUCUCUCUCUCACGGUGUUGGGGUUGUACCAACUGGAAUGUUAAUAAACAGGUUUGGACCCCCUUUGGAGGCAGGAUUCUAUCAUGGACAGAUGAUGCAGCAAAAGCAGAUUUCAAGAAGAGUUAAAUAGGUUUCUUGUCCUUGUUGUGAAUUGUGAUGCAUAUUUUUUCAGUAGUACUCUUCUUCAACAGAAUGUUCUAAACUCGAGAUAUGUUCUAGAGAAGUAUUUUGGAAAAAGUUCUAGAUGUCUAUUGCAAUGGAAGUAAUAAACUACUUUUCUUUUUGCUUUCUUGA
Molecule: messenger RNA, 2601 nt
Organism: Malania oleifera
Lineage: Eukaryota; Viridiplantae; Streptophyta; Magnoliopsida; Santalales; Ximeniaceae
Product: O-fucosyltransferase 36-like
Exons: 3
Coding region: 265-2022 (585 amino acids)
Biological process (GO): protein O-linked glycosylation via fucose
Molecular function (GO): peptide-O-fucosyltransferase activity
Source: RefSeq, a predicted model, not a curated record